GUGUAAUCCGAACACCCAAACACCCCCACAAAAGAAAGUUCCAAACAUCUAUACUCGCUCUCACCCACUCACUAGCCAGAAUUUUGCAGAGAUGAGCGAAGAGGGGAAGAGAUCUCCGGCCACUGGUACCUUUCCGGCUAAGCCGCCGUAUACGGCGGAAGAUCGGAAAACCCCCGCAUCUUCGUUAUCGACCUCUUCUUCCAGCAGCAGGAAAGUCGUCAUCAAGAGUGCCGAUAUGAAGGAAGAAAUGCAAAACGAAGCCGUGAAUAUCGCCAUUUCCGCGUUUGAGAAUUGCAGUGUGGAGAAGGAUGUGGCAGAACAGAUAAAGAAGGAGUUUGAUAAGAAUCAUGGUCCUACUUGGCACUGUAUCGUCGGCAAAAACUUCGGUUCUUAUGUGACUCAUGAGACGAAUCAUUUUGUUUAUUUCUAUUUGGAAUCGAAAGCAGUGUUGCUGUUCAAAUCUGGUUAGCAUGCUUUAAUGGUGGUGGUGGUGACUGGUGGUGCUUCUUGGACAUGUAUGUACUCGAAAAACCAAUAGAAUUUGAAUAUGCUUGUGGUGUUUGUAUAUUAGUGUGGACUUAUUGUUGUGUUUGAGUGCUUUUAUAAUACAUUUGAUUGUCUCCUAUGUCUUCUGUUCUGGUGUUAUUUUCUCUUACUUUUAAAAGCCC
This is a messenger RNA of Lactuca virosa, 668 nucleotides long. The record is from the annotation of a GenBank genome assembly. Lineage: Eukaryota; Viridiplantae; Streptophyta; Magnoliopsida; Asterales; Asteraceae.